AUGACGGAUGUGGUUUCAUCAUCUAAUCAAUGGUUACCUAGUCCUAUACAAGCACUUUCACAACCAAAACAUUACACUCGAAAACUUAUUCGUCCGCCUCUAGCACGAUUAACAAAUGACAGGUCAGCUCGUGCACCAUGUAGAAUAACAUUAUAUCGUAAUGGUGAUCGAUGUUUUUCUGGUAAACAAGUAACUGUCACACCGCAUAACUAUACAAAACUUAGACAAUUGUUGCAAGAUUUAUCAGUCGCCAUCGAUUUACCCUAUGGUGCACGAAGACUAUUUACACCGCAACAUGGCACAGAAGUUACAGAUAUUGGUAGUUUGAAAGAUGGUGCUUCCUAUGUGUGCGCAGCAUAUGAACCAUUUCAAAAAUUAGAAUAUAUCGUUAAUUAUGUACCUCAUAUAACUUUCAAUAUCGAACAAAUCCGCCAGCCGUAUCAUGAUUAUCAUUCAUCAAAUCGUGUCAGUGUACGUCAUUUACCAACACUAUCACUUCCAAAAGUAGCGGUUAUUAAUGGUGCAACGAUACCACCGAAUGUAACAACAACUACAACAACAAAUCGUUUUCAUACGAAUAAUUUUUUCUUGCAAUCACUCACGGCUACAGCAACUAAUUCUAUUCAACAACAAAAGAAAACUAAUUUAAAACAAAAUAGAUAUGGCUUAGAACAGUUAAAUAGCAAGCCACGUACUAUAACAAUUGUUAAACAAGGACAUGAAAAACCACAUAAAAUAAUAAAUAUCCUACUCAAUAGACGUACAGGUCAAACAUUUGACCAGUUGCUAUCAGAUAUUUCGGAAGCAUUUGGAUAUCAAAAAAGUCGUUCGGAAAAAAUCAAACGUUUAUUUACUUUAAAAGGACGACAAAUUAGUGGCAUCCAUGAGUUUUUCCGUGAAGAUGAUAUUUUCGUUGCUUCGACAACAAACUACGACGUUCCAUUUGAAGAUCUACAAGAGAUAGGCCUUGAAAUGGGCUAUGAUUCUCAAAAUACAACAGCACGUCGACAUCAAUCGAAAAAACUUGCUCAAUCACCAGCUGAUCUCGAUACACCAAACACGCCAUUAGCUAUCGCAGGAUUAGUUUCUAUUGAUAUAAAAAAAACAGUCAACGUACGUGACAGUGGAUUUGUCGACGAUGAAGAUGUUCAAACUAGUAAAGAUAAUGAACUACUAUCAUUACGACAAACAAAUAAUAAUAAUAAUAAACAACAUGAAACCGUGUCGGAAGAAACAGUUCCAUCAAAUGAUCUCAUGAGUCGAAAAUCGAAAAAAUCAAUCAAGCCAACGUCUGUUGCCACGGUUGAACAACAGCGUGAACGCGAACGACAGCGUUUACGUGAAGAAGAAGAACGCCGAAAAAGAUUAUCAAUAAGAAAAGAUCAUCAACAGCCAGCAUCAAUUUUUUUUAUGCCCAAAUUUGAUCAAUUAGUACUUGAUAAAUAUGAUGACGAAACAUCUCGUUCAAAUAAAAUGAAAUCUCCGCCAGAAGUAAAUAAACCCAUAUCAAUAAUGCCAUUUCCACGGCCGAGCGUAGUAAAUCCGCAUGAUUCACAUGAAAUAAAAGAAUCCACAUCAACUGAAAAGAAAAAUGCAACUAAAAAACGCUCAUCAACUAUACAUUUGACACCAGCUGUUAUUACUGAUAAGUAUGAUUUAGGCAAGAAAAUGGGUGAUGGAAAUUUCGCUAUUGUACGUCGUUCAAAACUACGUGGAACUGAAAAGGAAUUUGCUGUUAAAAUAAUUGAUAAAUCAAAAAUGAAGGGUAAAGAAUAUAUGCUUGAUCAUGAAAUAAAUAUUAUGUAUUCAUGUAAUCAUCCGAACAUAAUACGUUUACUUGAAGAUUUUGAAACAUCAGAUGAAAUUUAUCUUGUAAUGGAAUUAAUUAAAGGUGGUGAUUUAUUUGAUUAUAUAACAAAGCAUCGACGUUUCGAUGAGCCAGCAUCUGCUCUAAUGAUUAAAGAUGUUUCGGAAGCACUUUUAUAUUUACAUACAAAAAGUAUUGUUCAUAGAGAUUUAAAGCCAGAAAAUUUAUUAGUUAUGCAAAAACGAGAUGGACGAAUUACAAUUAAAUUAACUGAUUUUGGUUUAGCUAUGCAUGCUAAAGCACCAAUAAAGACUGUUUGCGGAACACCUACUUAUGUUGCACCGGAAAUUCUUGCAGAAGCAGGUUAUGGUAUGGAAGUUGAUUGCUGGGCAGUGGGCAUUAUUUUGUAUAUACUUCUAUGUGGUUACCCACCUUUUAAAUCACCGGAUCGUAAUCAAGAAGUAUUAUUUCAAAUGAUUCAAGCUGGCAAAUUUAAUUAUGAAUCUGAGUAUUGGGAACCGGUUUCAGCAAAUGCAAAAAAUUUAAUUGAUCAUUUAUUAGUUGUUGAUCCUAAAAAACGAAUGCGUGCUGAUGAUAUUUUACUUCAUCCAUGGAUAAUGAGUUGUGGUCAAUCAAAACCAACGGGUAAUACGGAAGAAUUGAAAACAAUUUUACGUUUAAAAUAUGAAGCUAAAGUAAAAGAAUAUGCCAUGGAAAAUAAUGGUAGUUGA
Molecule: messenger RNA, 2538 nt
Organism: Rotaria socialis
Lineage: Eukaryota; Metazoa; Rotifera; Eurotatoria; Philodinida; Philodinidae
Source: the annotation of a GenBank genome assembly